Molecule: messenger RNA, 2253 nt
Organism: Mesorhabditis spiculigera
Lineage: Eukaryota; Metazoa; Nematoda; Chromadorea; Rhabditida; Rhabditidae
Source: the annotation of a GenBank genome assembly
AUGCACUUUCCGUUGCGGGCCUUUCGGUCCAUCAUGAAGAGCCAGCACACGAAUAGGAAAGAGGCCCCACCGGCAAAGCCGACAGCUUGCCCGGGAAUUAAGUAUAUAUUCUCCACCUUUCGAAUCGCCGCCGGCAACGAAAAGGACGAUCCGAUGAGGGUACCACCAGAGAGAACGGCUCCAAAGCCGCGUCUACCUUUCAGCAUUCCUAUUUUAGGCGUCUUCUUCACGGCCCUGAUCAUCUUUAGCUUUAUCGUUUUUCACGUGAUGAAGCGGCCGGAAUUAAAAUACGAUUUCGAAACCAAGCAGCUUGAGGUCGAGCUCCAGCAGCCCUACACGCAAUCUGUGCUCUACUGGAACAGCACGAUGAACGCGUGUAAAUGGCCAAUAAUCCAGCCGCACGAGCCGGAAAUUAACAAAUUCAUCAAAUACUACAGAAAUCCCAACUGCGUGGCCCAAAUCCCGCCCCUCGCCUCGCUGCUUGACGACGGGAAGCUGUUGAUCUCGUCGCCGGUCAAUAACGAGAAAUUCCCGAAGAUUAGGUGCACAAUGGCCGGGCUGAGCGGCGGCUUAUACCCGCGGACUCGCGAGAUGCUAUUUGGUGCUGAAGUCGAGGUGAAGCUCGACACACCCACGCCAGUAUCUUAUGACGAGUUUGCGGUUCGGUGCUACAACGUUGUGCCUUCAAUAAUCGUCAACGGCACGUCCAAGCCAAAGCAAGAGAUCGUCUACGAGAAGAACUUUGUCCACUUUGCACCAAAUGCCGAAAAAGUCGUGCUGGCUGACGCACUUCCGAUGGUUGAUGCGGAUCCGGAGCGCCCCUCGAUGGUGAUCCUCGUCCUGGACUCGACCUCGUUGAACCAGUUCCAGCGCCACGCUCCGGAUAGCUACGCAUUUAUGCAGGAGAACGAUUUUCUGACGUUUAAUAUGUACAACAAGAUUGCCGACAAUUCCGGGGUCAACCUCUUGCCGAUCACCGCUGGAAGGCCGAUUCAAAGAAACCCAAACAGCACCGACCCGGAAGGCGAGAAGGUUGACCUGGAGGAGACGACGUUUCUUUGGGAUCUCAUGAAAGCUCGAGGGUGUGUCACGCUGCUGAAUGACGAUAUUGACAACGCAGCUCGCGGACUGUUUCAUUAUCCGGCAAAAUCUUUCCAGGGGUUCCGCAAGAAGCCUACUGACUUCUACCUCCGUGCCAGCCACCUCUUCAACGUCCUCCGGCGUCAGGUCCCGAAGACGCAAAAUUGCCUAAAGGAUGGGACGCUAGGAGCAAUCGAAUAUCUCGACUAUACCAAGAGAUUUUCUCUGGCCUAUGGACAAGCUUGUCAUUUCUCAUUCAGCUUUCUGACCGGCCUCACUCACAACGAGCCAUCGCUGCUCGGCCUGUUGGACAAGGAGAUACGGCAAACCCUGGAGAGCUUCUUCGCGCAUCAUUUGCAUCAGAAUACGGUGAUGGUGAUUAUGGGCGACCAUGGGAACAGGAUUUCGGGAAUUCAGCGCACAACCACCGGUCGAGUCGAGGAGCGAGCGCCUCUAUUUUCGAUGAGAAUCCCGGAAAAGUGGCGGGAGAAGCAUCCGUUGGAAGAUAAAUAUUUGAGGACAAACGCCAAUAGGCUCGUCUCCAACUUUGAUCUCCAUCAGACACUUCGGCACUUGGCGUUAGCCGGGCAGCCGGAUACCGAACCAUCAAAUUACGGUCAAAACCUCUUCACAGCCGCCCUAUCCAACAGUCGUAUGUGUGAGGAGGCCCAUAUCCCGCCAAAUUUCUGCCUCUGCAUGGACCUCAAGGAGAACAAGAGCGCCGAGGCCAGGAAUGACACGGCCGUGUAUCAGCAGCUGUUCGGCCGGCUUUCACAACAAGUCAUGGCUCUCCCAUGUGUGAAAGCGAUUCACUGGCAUCCGAGAUAUUCGACGCUACAGAUUUUCACGCUCAACCAGAUGGUGCUGCACGGGUUGAGGAAUGCCAAGGACUACGACAAAGUGAAAAACGUGACAGCGGCCAGCGAUUUCGAGUGGGUCGAAAUCGGGUUGAUCGCCGAGCUGCAAAAGCGCUCCGCGCCCAUCAGCGGCGAGAUUAGCGUCUCCGUGGCAGCCAGAUACCGUCAUCGAUUGUCCACCGACGAAUACGAGCUGGCCGAGACGCCGCGGCUCGUCGAAAAAUCCCAAAUUUGCAAUGCGCCAAAUAUUGAGCAGAUGUGCGAGAUGUGCUUCUACGACAAUUUAUUCGACCCAAGGAAGACGUCUCAAGUCUCG